UGCGGACUGCGCAGGUGCGCGCCAUCAGCGCGGCCUCCUCACCCGAAGCGCACUUCGCUGCGUGAGGUUGGGACGGCGACCGCAGGCUAGGCUGCAGGUAGAAACCGGGUCCGCGCGAGCGGACGGAGGUCUCCAGAGACCUCGCGAGAGGGGCGCGGGCGAGGCCCCGUGGGUUGGCCGUUGUGUGCGCGGUGGUGCGGGCCUGGCCUAUGCUGGACGGAGCCCGCGGGUGCGGGGCUCCGGGGGCCGAGGCCGCGCGCAGCGAAGGCGAGCCGCACCCCACGCUGUGAGUCCUAAAGGCGAGCCGCUGCUCCCUAGGCCACGCCCCAGCCUGGGAAGAUGGAGGGGGACCAGCGGACCAGUCCGCCUACCCAGAGCCUGCUUCCCGAUGGCUACUUGGUCCUAUGGACGCUGUGCUCCGUGCUGCUGCCGGUGUUCAUCACCUUCUGGUGUAGCCUUCAGCGGUCACGCCGGCAACUGCUCCGCAGGGACAUCUUCCGCAAGAGCAAGCACGGCUGGCGUGACACCGACCUGUUCAGCCACCCCACCUACUGCUGCGUGUGCGCGCAGCACAUCCUUCAGGGAGCCUUCUGCGACUGCUGCGGGCUCCGCGUGGACGAGGGCUGCCUCAAGAAAGCUGACAAGCGCUUCCCAUGCAAGGAGAUCAUGCUCAAGAACGACGGCCGGGACGCAGAUGCCUUGCCUCACCACUGGAUCCGCGGUAAUGUGCCCCUGUGCUCUUACUGUGUGGUCUGCAAGCAGCAGUGCGGCAGCCAGCCUAAGCUCUGCGAUUACAGGUGCAUUUGGUGCCAGAAAACAGUCCAUGAUGAGUGCAUGAAAAGUAGCUUAAAGAAUGAGAAGUGUGAUUUUGGAGAAUUCAAAAAUCUCAUCAUCCCACCAGGUUAUUUAACUUCCAUUAACCAGAUGCGUAAAAACAAAAAGACUGAUUAUGAAGCGCUAGCUUCUAAGUUUGGAAAGCAGUGGACUCCAUUAAUAAUCCUGGCCAACUCUCGUAGUGGAAAUAACAUGGGAGAAGAACUGUUGGGAGAGUUUAGGAUCCUGUUAAAUCCAGUCCAGGUGUUUGAUAUAACGAAAACACCCCCGAUCAAAGCCCUGCAGCUGUGCACUCUUCUUCCUUAUCACUCAGUCCGAGUCCUUGUUUGUGGAGGGGAUGGGACUGUGGGCUGGGUCCUCGAUGCAGUUGAUGAAAUGAAGAUUAAGGGACAAGAAAAGUACAUUCCACAGGUUGCGGUCUUACCUCUGGGAACAGGCAAUGAUCUGUCCAAUACCCUGGGUUGGGGUACAGGCUAUGCUGGAGAAAUCCCGGUUGCACAGGUGUUAAGAAAUGUAAUGGAAGCAGAUGGAAUCAAACUAGACCGAUGGAAAGUGCAGGUAACAAAUAAAGGAUACUACAAUUUAAGGAAACCCAAGGAGUUCACAAUGAACAACUACUUCUCUAUUGGACCUGAUGCCCUCAUGGCUCUCAAUUUUCACGCUCAUCGUGAGAAGGCACCGUCUCUGUUUUCCAGCAGAAUUCUUAACAAGGCUGUUUAUUUAUUCUAUGGAACUAAAGAUUGUUUAGUGCAAGAGUGUAAAGAUUUGAAUAAAAAAAUUGAGCUAGAACUGGAUGGUGAGCGAGUUGAACUGCCUAAUUUGGAAGGUAUUAUUGUACUGAACAUUGGAUACUGGGGCGGAGGCUGCAGGCUGUGGGAAGGAAUGGGAGACGAGACUUACCCUCUGGCCAGGCAUGAUGAUGGUUUACUGGAAGUUGUUGGAGUGUAUGGGUCUUUCCACUGUGCUCAAAUCCAAGUGAAACUGGCAAAUCCUUUUCGAAUAGGACAAGCACAUACAGUGCGGCUGAUUUUGAAGUGCUCGAUGAUGCCAAUGCAGGUGGAUGGGGAGCCUUGGGCCCAGGGACCCUGUACUGUCACCAUAACACACAAGACACAUGCUUUGAUGCUCUACUUCUCCGGAGAGCAGACAGAUGAUGACCUCUCCAGUGCUUCGGAUCAAGAGGACCAAAAGGAUGCUGAAUAGAGGGAUGAGCUGCAACAGCAUCUGCCCACGCCAGUAGAUACAUGGUAGCCCACAGGAAGUACUGUUAGCACGCCAGUCUUCAUUUCAUUCCUUGUAUAAUGGUGUGAGCUUAUGCAAACAGCGUUUCCACAGCUAGACUUCAGUCUCACAAACACAAACUCUUAUCAGCAAGAUCCUCUGAUCUUGGGGGGAAAAAAAACCGCACAAAGUUGCAUGAAGAUGAAAUGUUUCUCCUGACUGAAUGUUUCAAGACUGGGGCUCACUCUGCAGUAUGAACUGUCUUAAGUGACAUAUUUGACAGACAGGGUGUGGAUGAAAAAAAAAUCAUUUCUCAGAUUUUGAUACAGAGACAACAUACCAUGUUAAAAAUUAACUUGCUUUUUGAACUGCUGUGGUUAACACUGGGCUUACUCCUGCAGUGUGCUUCCUGAGAUUUCCCACACCUCAAACCCAAUGGACCCUACAUUCUGAUUUCUAGGAGCCCCUGAGGAGAGAAGGGGAAGAGAGAUGGUACUUAAAAUUUUUACAGUAGUAUAUUUUCUGCCAUCAUUUUUAGGUCUCUGGGUAUUUAAUGGCCAUAUUGAACUGAAAUGCAAAAAUCUUUUUAUUUUAAUUGUUUUUAUUUUGGGCAGUACUAGGGAUUGAACCUAGGUCCUCUGGAAGGAAGUCUAGAUCACUAUACACACACACACAUAUAUAUUUUAGGAGAAUGGGUCUAAAGUAAGAUUAAGAGUACUCUGGGUUGGAAGCUCUAUAAUUCGCCAGCUUCUCUAGUGAUUAAAAGAUAGUGUUGACAGUGGGGAAAAAUAGACAUAAGGGAAGCUUCCGAGUUAGAUUAAUUACUUUAAAAAAAAAAAAAAAAGGUCUAGGCUGACUGCCUUUGUGUCAAGUGAGUAGUCCUGUGUUGUGAAACCCUGCAGGGUUUUGACAGAGAGGACUCUUUGCUGAGAUGUUUAUGUCCUAUUUAUUUCAAAGUGGGAAAGAUAUCUAUUUUAACUUAUUAUUAACCUUGUGGCAUGAUCCUUGUGUUUAGUGUUUACACUGUAGUACAGUUUUAUCUGAUAAAGUGGUCUCAUAAGUCUGUGGUCAUAGUCACAUAGACGUCUCCCCCUUGGUUUCCAUGGCAUAUACACUCACUGUGCUCUUUCCUCAGACUCCGAAAGGGAGGGCACAUGAUGAACUUGGGGUCACAAAGCUUUGUUUCGCUACACCUCAACCCUCUGUUGCCAAGUACUUAUUGAAAGGCGGUUCCACGGCUCCCCAUUAGAGGGUGCCCUGUUGCUGUUGUCAGUGACCUGCCUCUGCAGUUAGCCACACCCAGUGGGCAUCUAGCCCCAUGUGUUUCUGACAAAUGGCAUAUUUGCACUUGGUGGUCUUGCAUGGAUUAACUUCUAAAAGACUAGAAUCUAGUCCUAAAACCACCAUUUAUCUCCCUUUUAAAUGUUUUAUUAUGGAUCUAUAGUCAGUGAAUUGCCAUAAACUUAAGUCUGAGUCACCUCAGGCUAGACCAUGUUUUUAAAAGGACAACUUAGCAAAGUAAUUUUUCACUGCUAGAUUAACCUCUUCUACCUGUUCCCAGGUGAUGCCAAAUUGUACCAUUGACAGAUGUCCCACAGGUCUGUCCAGCCUACUCAUAGGUCUUCACACUGGAUAACUGCAGCCGAGGCUGCGAGAGUUUGCAGCUUUCCCUCGGGAAUGGAUCCUGUUUUGGGUGUAAUGAAAUUCAUCCUUGGAUUUAUGGUCAGGGUUGUUAAGAUGUCACCCUCUAAGGGACAUUCUUAAAUUUACCUGUAGUUCAUAGUGCUCAUUUGUAGUGGAAACAAAUCAUUAAUUGGGGCUAUGAGUUGGAAUAAUUAGGGUAACUCUAGAGAUACUCUAGUUAGAGCAGGCUGCGUCCCCUUCCCCCAACACACCAUGUUGUUUUUCUGAUGCCUUACUCAGAUUUUUAUUCUGUAGCUUUCACAAUACCGCAUCACAAAACACCCUGCAUUCCAGAUAGAUGUAUAGGCUUGUGCCUUGUUUGAAUACAAUAUGUAAGACUUGGUGUUUGCAAGUUAUAUAUUAGGGAGUAGUAGCUGACAUUACCAGGGAUCUGCACUUAUACCCUGGCUCACCAUGAGAUCGUCUGUUCCGUUUAAAGUUGUCUGAACAGCAACAUAAAUUACAUGUUCUCAGGAAAAACUAUGAACCAUCUGUUUUUGCAUCUCUUGUCUUCUUUUGCCCUGAUGCAUUCCUAAUGCCUCGUGAACUUAGCGGCUUAAACACCAAAUGCCCGGCAGUUCCUCUAGGCCCUUAGGCAGACAGUUUGCAGUGCUUUGUUAUAUUUAGUAGAGUCAGAGGCACUUCUGUCUAGAAUAGAUGUUGUCCAGUAGUAAGGUCGCUGGAUUUAAAUGUUUUAGAUUUUCUGUAACUCUUAGCUGUGAACUGUAAUGUAAGCUGAUAUUUAUAAAAAUUUUAUAGUGAAACUAUUUAUUUUAUUUUUUUAGAGUAUGAAAAUCUGUAGUAGUUGCCUUUUGAACAUUUGUGUACCUGGUUGUAACAUAGACUGAUUCAGAAAAGUUCUUAUUUGUGCUGUAAGCUGAGUACUUCUACCAGCAGCAUGUCAGAAAGAAGAAUUCUCAUCUGUAAUAUAAAGUCAAAUAUUUCUAAUGUACACGUGGGAUUUUUAAUUUGCACUAGCUAGAAAACUUGAAAGGCUGUGUUAAUUUGCACAUCAAUGUGGACCCAAAUACAUAAUCUGACCAGAAAGGUCAAUAGAAUAGA
Cricetulus griseus (Chinese hamster) is the source of this 4800-nucleotide messenger RNA. The record is from RefSeq and is a predicted model, not a curated record. NCBI's taxonomy places the organism in Eukaryota, Metazoa, Chordata, Mammalia, Rodentia, Cricetidae.